Messenger RNA from Choloepus didactylus (southern two-toed sloth), 718 nucleotides. RefSeq names its product RNA polymerase I and III subunit D (gene POLR1D). Gene Ontology annotation, molecular function: DNA-directed RNA polymerase activity; DNA binding; protein dimerization activity. The record is from RefSeq and is a predicted model, not a curated record. The transcript has 2 exons. Gene Ontology annotation, cellular component: RNA polymerase III complex; RNA polymerase I complex. The coding region runs from base 114 to 515 and encodes 133 amino acids. Lineage: Eukaryota; Metazoa; Chordata; Mammalia; Pilosa; Megalonychidae. Gene Ontology annotation, biological process: DNA-templated transcription.
CCUCGGCUCAUUCCGUCGGUCGGUCCUUCCUGCUUCCCCGCACGUUUCGCGCUAUGGAACAGAGUCUCCUGUCCGCCAGCAGCACUUGAGGAGCCGGGAAGCAGCCCCCCGCGAUGGAAGAGGACCAGGAGCUGGAGAGAAAAAUAACUGGAUUGAAGACCUCAAUGGCUGAAGGCGGAGAGAAGACUGCCCUGGAAAUGGUCCAGGCAGCUGGAACAGAUAGAAACUGUGUGACAUUUGUAUUGCACGAGGAAGACCACACCCUAGGAAAUUCUCUUCGUUAUAUGAUCAUGAAGAACCCGGAAGUGGAAUUUUGUGGUUACACUACGACCCAUCCUUCAGAGAGCAAAAUUAAUUUGCGCAUUCAGACCCGAGGUGCUCUGCCAGCUGUUGAGCCAUUUCAGAGAGGCCUGAAUGAGCUCAUGAAUGUUUGCCAGCAUGUGCUUGACAAGUUUGAGGCGAGCAUAAAGGACUAUAAGGAUCAAAAAGCAAGCAGAAAUGAAUCCACAUUCUAGUCCCUUGUGCAAUAUACGUGGGGGGGCUAUCCUCUGGGAUAUUCUCUUCAUGAUCAUGCAGAGCCCAGGAGUAGAAUUUUGUCAUAGCAGCAUGUUCUGCCCUUUAGAAAGCCAUGCUUCUAGCAUUUGACCCAUUGCAACUGUUGGAUUCCCUGACAGAAACUCUGUAUUCUUCUAAUAAAUUCCCUCUUUUAUUUAAACUA